AUGGAGAAGGUGAACAUCGAACCAUGUGUGAAGAUGGACACCCAAACCCUUGACCUUCUCAAGAUAAGAGAUGAUGUCACAUGGUACAUAAGGAAGCUAGGCUUGAGCAAGCUCUUCAAGCUAGAGUGUAGUGAGUACUCACAACUCACCAAGGAGUUCCUCUCCACAGUAGCUCUUGCCUUUCCCAACCACAAUGGAGACCAACCAGCUGGUGAUGGACUCCUACUCUUCAAGAUAGGCGAUGCCAAUGGGCGCAUCUCCAUCUCAGCUCUAUGCCAACUCUUUGGACUUCCCAAUGAGACAGCACAUGACUUCAAGGAGAACUCAAAGAGGAAACAAGCUGCCUUUGCUGAUUGGACACACUUUGCCAAUGAACCAUUCUUGCCUUCAAGAUCAAAGGUGUCUAGAAUCACUCAUCCAGCCAUUCGCUAUGUGCACCGCCUCAUCUCCACCACUUUCCAAUGCAAACAAGAAGCCAACAAGGUCACAACUGAUGAGUUCUACAUCCUCACCACACCAUUCAUCAAGCAUGAGUACAAGGCCAACCUUGGUCUUUUACUUGCCAAGACAUUUAUCAAUGUGAGGAAGCUAGCUCAAGACUUGGAAGGCAACAAGAAGCUUUGUGUUCGUUUUGGGAGGCUUAUCACGGCCAUAGUACAACAUGUGGGGAUUGACAUUCCCAACUAUGAGCCACUACCCAAGCCAACCCCUUUGGAUCUCCAUGCUCUUCAGCACAUCCACUUCCUAAACCGUUGGACUAAAGACCCAACUCGGUUUUGCUAUGAGUUUCCAAUUGGUCCAGCCAACACUUCCCUUGUCUUGCUGCCACAUGAAGACAUCCCAAGCCUACGCUCAGGUGUUGUCACUUUCCAGCCCAAUGAGGAAGACUUCUAUGUUCCAUCAAGUGAGAAACCAUCAUUCCCCAUGCUCACCUAUCGCACACUUCAGCAUGCAGUCAAGACUCAACGCCGCCACCAAGAACGCCAUGUUCUCACUACUGGCAUGGCCGCGCACCAAGCUCUAGACCGUGUUAACAAGCUGGAGAAGAUAGUGGAAUGCCAAUCUCGCUUCAUCUCACGCCUAGUUCGUGUAGUUCGCCACAUUGCACCGGAGAGACUCUUUCGCCCUUCUUCCACCGCUAGAGAGCCAUAUGAGCCUGACCUUGGUGAGUUCUCACUAGACUCAGAGCUUGGUUCAGAAGGCGAUGACCCCAUAGAUGAGGAAGAGAGUUCUUCUCACUGCCACACAUAG
Microthlaspi erraticum is the source of this 1251-nucleotide messenger RNA. The record is from the annotation of a GenBank genome assembly. Lineage: Eukaryota; Viridiplantae; Streptophyta; Magnoliopsida; Brassicales; Brassicaceae.